Molecule: messenger RNA, 5527 nt
Organism: Sycon ciliatum
Lineage: Eukaryota; Metazoa; Porifera; Calcarea; Leucosolenida; Sycettidae
Exons: 14
Coding region: 384-4940 (1518 amino acids)
Molecular function (GO): protein binding
Source: RefSeq, a predicted model, not a curated record
UACACUCCCCCUCUCCAGGGCGCUGUACGUAACUCGUUAUCUGGCAGUAGAGGUUGGUUAGAACACAACCGACAGUCCCUGUCAUCAGGUCAUGCCUACAGCCAAGUCCGCCUUGGACUCGUAGACCAUUGCCACACUCCCACUUACUGACUUACCAGUCCCGCAUACUAGAAUCCUCCAAGCGCGGACCGGUUGCACUGGACUGGACACCAAGAAAGAACGGUGUCGUCGAAAUUACCUAGCUUGUCGAAGUCGGUUGUUUGUAAAAGCUUUCUUUGCUCCCUGUUCGUUGCUGGUUGGUCUUGUGCCAAAUGGUGGAGGUUACCAGUUAGGCAAACUGCUUCGGCAGCAAUACCAGGAUCGUGCCUAACCGGGCAGUAACAAUGACGAAACUGGCAUGCAAUGCCGCCAGCCGCGGAGAUGUAACCGAACUGCAGCGCAUGUUCAAAGCCGGCGGUCCAUUGCACAAGAGACCGUCCGCUGGCAGCGACCCGGAGACCGGCGAGACUCCGCUUCACGCCGCUGCUCGCGCCAGGCGACUGGACGCGCUGAAAUGGCUGCUGGCCGAGAGCGGCAUCGACCCGCAGACGCGCGCGAAGAAUGGCGAAACCGCAGCUCACCUGGCAGCGUUUGAAGGCUGGCUGCAGGGAUUCGAGGUGAUAGUGGAACACGAUCCACAACGUCGGACGUUGAUGGUCACCGACAAGGACUUGCAGGGUCUAAAUCCAUUACAUGUCGCCAUCAUUCGUGGCAAUGAGAAGAUCGUCCAAUGGAUCGUGGAGAAUUUCAGCGCGGAGAGAUUACGCCUGAGUGAGAAGGGUUCGCUGGCUGUGCACUACGCCGCGGCAGCAGGGAGGAUGGGUAUCCUGCGGCUCAUUGCCGAGCACAUUGGGACAAAUGCAGCAAACGCGGCGGAUGAGAACAAUGCGACACCGGUGUAUUUUGCCGCCCAGGACGGCCAGCUGGAGGCCAUCAAGUACCUGGUGACGGAGUGUGGCGCAGAUCCCAAGGGCAGGACGUCCGACGGCAUGCAACCACUGCACGCCGCUACUCAGAACGGACACGAGGAAGUGGUCCACUGGCUGGUGGCAAGAAUCGGUAAAACGGCGCUGAUGGAGACGACGGAUGACGGUGCUACGGCAAUACACUUUGCCGCUGCUGCCGGACACGUGGGGUUGCUGCGCUGGUUCUUCAGCACACCAAACGGCAGCUCCCUGGCGCUGGUUAAGGACAGCAUGCACUCCACGCCAUUACACGAUGCCAUUGACUACGGACACUUGGAUUGCUUGAAGCUUAUUCUGAGACACGGCGGUGACCUGUUUGCAAGCGAUCUGGAUGGUAUAAGUCCCUACUCUCUGGCUAUGGAGUGCGCGGCGGAGGACAUGGGCGACUACAUCAUGAAGUACAUCAAGGACAAACGCCUCACCAUUCCAGCCAUGGCCAAGAAACCUGGGUCGUCAUCAUCGUCCCAGUCUGCACAUGUCAUCCAUCCGACCAUACCCCGCUCCACAACGGAAGAGGGUGACGGUGACGAUCACCCGAUCAUUCCCAAAGGCAGCGGCUUCCCUGGUGGAUCGGGAAAAGGCAUACGGACACUGACGACCAUCACCGCCGAGAUCCAAGCAGCUCAGCAGGAGGUGAUGGCUCACCGAUUGACGUCGGUGAAGGAGGCCGGCAGUGGGCCACCGGUAACAGACAAUCGCACGCGGCCCAUGCGACAAACCAGCUUCAAAGACCUGAGACCGGCUGCCGCAUUUGUGCCCGAGGCUCCACCGGCUCCACCACCCGACCUGCUUGCAGAUACAGUAGAGGGGACGGAGGAGAACGGGCCAUCACAUCAUAGGGAACAAUCCCAGGAUCAUGCCGAUAGUCGGCCAUCACCAGACGGUGAAGAGAAAGGCCCGCUAUCGCAAGAAGUCAACGACUGGUUCACUUCCCCGGCGGCGGAAGAAGAGGCUGCGAAGAACAUUGCAGCCGAUUCGGACACUAUGCCAGCAGAGGGAAACGGUGGUCUUGCUUGGCAGUCGGAGGACGGCAGCGGCAAUGCUCCGGCUACACCGUCCGGCCAUGGUGAGCAGCGACAGGCUCGCGGUGGCGGAGGGCGCAGCAAGCGUCGCAAGCUGCAACAGCAGGUGCCGCACUAUGAGUACAUGCCUGUGUACCAGCCGGUCAUGACGCCAUACGGCUACAUGCUAGCGCAGACCGUCAUGCCGAUGCCCGUUGCCAAGGACGCACGGCGCAGCAGCGCCAGAGGGAAGUCCCCUGGCGGCUUCAACCGCACCAAGUCGCCCAAGUCGGCGGGCGGCUCUGGACCAGGAAGUCCCAGCGACUCGGCCGCGUCCAGUGACAGCGGUAUUGUACCGCCGGAGCGACGCAAGGUCCAGCGCAAGGACUCCGGCCGAUUACCAUUGUUUGCGACUGGCGUGACGCCAAACUCCAUGGCUGCCAUGAAGUCGCUAGCGUCCGUGAACGAAACAUUUCUAGAAGAAGACGAGGAAGAAGAGAACGAAGACACAGGAACGACGGUCGGCGGUGCAUUCCAAACACCGAGCAAGGAGUCAUCGAUGCAGCGGCAGCGUCGUCAGAGCCUUAAUCACCUGAGCCACUCACUGACGGCCAUGAACACACUGGAGAAGUCGCCAAUGGGAGCCGUGCCGCUCUCCCCGUUCAGCCCCUACGCGGCACAACAGCAAGCCAUGAUGGCCAGCCAACAACAGCAGCAACAACUGAGCCCGGCAAAGCAGGUCGGCUUUGUGCGCUGGCUCUUCAAUCGGCCGGCAUCGACGCCUAAGGGCCUCGGCACAUCACAGUCGUCUACAUCCGUUGGCGACUACGGAAUGAUGGGACGGCGUGGAUCAGUCGGCGCCUCUCCUAUGAAGUCCAGCAGAAGCCGCUCGGUGUCAACCGGCACCCUUCUCAUGGGCAGCAAUGACUUCAUGAUCGGUCUCGACGACCAGUCGUAUCAGCACGGCUCCACACUGAUCGCCAUGGCUCUGUGUACGUCGGUGAUCGGCAUGAGCAUCGUGUCGGCUGUUCCCAGGAAGAGCAUUAUGCCCAUGCUGGCCAACGCCGCACAGCGCGCCGUGGCUAACUUCAGCCUGGGCGGCGGUAGUGCAGCCACCACCAAGGAGAAGGCCAAGAGUCGCGAGAACCGUACAACCGUGGAGACGACUGACGGCAGUACCACCACCGUUGUUCAGCGAGCACCCAAGAGUGACGAGCAGGCCAAGGGUGCCGGUGGGAAUGCGGCGCGUCCUGUGUCACGACGGAUCUCCAUCAAGCGAGCGUCCAGCUCACCAGAGCUACUAGACCCGGACGCCAAGGAUGCACAGCAGUCCAGUGUCUGGGAGUUCGACCAGAAGAUGGAGUCCAAAGCCUCGGCGCGCUGGGGCAGCGAGGAAUCUGCUCCACUGGACCUCGACAAGAUUGCAUCGCUCAACCGGCAGGGACCGAAGAGGGAAACGGAAGAAGACGUCCGCCGUGAGGAGAAGAAGAAACAAGAGGCGAAGGAAGAGGCCGAGCGAGAACGGUUGAAAGCCGAAGAAGAGCUUGAGCGCCGGGAAGAGGAGAAAGCCAUCCGGGAAGCUGCCAAGCGUGCCAAGAAGGACGAAGAGAAGCGUAAGAAGGAGCAGAAGGAAGAGGAGGUGCGCCGCAAGAAGAGCGAAGGCCGUCAGCAGAAGGAAGAGGAUCAGAAGAAAAAGCAGCAGGAGCUCAUGCAGCGCAAGCAGUCCAAACAGGACCUGAAACUGGGCGAGGAACAGCGGAAGAAAGAGCUGGCCGAGCAGAAAGCCAAUGAAGAAAAGGAGAAGAAACAAAGAGUCCUGGAAGAGAAGGAAACCGAAAAGCAGAAGAAGCUGGAUGAGAAGAAACGCAAGGAAGAAGAAAAGCAGAGAAAGAAGGAGGCCGACAAAGAGGAGAAAAAGCGCCUAGCCGACGAGAAGAAACGUAAGAAGGAAGAGGAGCGGCUGCAAAAGGAGAACGAGGUACGCAAGCGCAAGGUGUCUAAGGAUGAAGCCAAGAAGAAGAAGAGACAGUCGGCGAUGUCUUCUGAAUCAGCCAAUGCUGAGAGAACAGAAGAGUUCCUUGGCCAGUGGGAGUCCGACAUCAAGAUGCAGACGGGAGAUCUGACUGCGGUGCUGGACGAUCUGCAGGCUACCAUUGAUCUCGAUGGGGAUAUCGCUGCAAUGUACACUGGUGCUGGCGGCGGUGGAAAGGCGAAGAGGCCCGAGGAAGACACUGGCGUGUCGGAACUAGCACUGGCACUGCAGCUGUCCGGUCAAGCAGAGGUCCUCAGUGAGACAAUGGUCUAUGAUGAACGUGAGAGCGAAGGCGCUGUGGCCUGGCAGAGCAGCGCAGCGUUUGACACCAGCGCGGCAGCCGCCAUCCUGUCGUCGGACGCCGCCCUGGACGAGGUGACGCGCCGUCCCUCGCUGGCGUCCGUGGGCGAGUCCGCGCAGCCGUCCAGGGGUCAGCUGGGCCACACUGAGCCGAUCUCGGAGGCUGCAGCGGACCCUGACGACGCAGAUCUGGCAUCGUUUGCCGCGGCUGUACCUCCACCGCCGGCGGCUCCGCCGAAUCUGCUCGGCAUGGGUCAAGAAGACCAGGUCGGGUUCCUGGAAACAACGCCGUCCACGUCCAUCGCUCAGAAACGACAGUCCUGGCAGCAACGGUCGCAGAGUACAGAGAAGGACAGCGGCAUCUCACUAAGCAGUAGUUCCACAGCUCUUCAUUCUCUACUAUCCAACAGCAAGACAGACCUUAGUGGCAUAGGACGUCCAGGCAGUGCCGGCAGUAGAGAUAGCGCUGGCGACGGCUCAGCGGCGGCGUCGGCGGCCAACGCAGGCGGCAGUGAGCUGGAGAACGUGCUGAACCAGCGGCGCAAGAAGGCGCAGAACGCCUUCCUCAGCAACUACAGGAGAUCAGUGGACCAGCCUAUGUAGCGACGGCACGUCAACAUGUGCACACACAGCAGUAGCACUGCUGAUUACCUUGCAUCCAAGAAUUUGAGAGACUGCUUGAUGUGUAGUAUUUUUUUAGCGGCAACUGGGCUUCGUCAAAGCGCAGAACACAGCCGUGUACGAUAUCUGGAUACAAUCAUGCUCCUGCCUUCCUAUUGAAACAGCUGAAUAGUAUGCCGCCUAUUUGCCUUCUGUGCAGGGCGCAGGUCUGUAUUUUUUCACCGUGUAUUUGCAGACCGCUGGUACGAUAAAAGUUGAUCCGCUUGGGUAGAAGCAUGGUAGCACGCCAAGGGGGGGGGGGGGGGGGUAGGAUCAAGUUCGCCUAACUCAGUAGCGAUGCAUGCUGAUUGUGUUGAGCAAUGUUUUGCAUAAUUCUUAUGAUUUUCACGUUUUCACUGAGCUGGAGCUGUGCCGUGACGUCGUGAGCACAUACUAGCUAUGAACUUGCCUCUUCUGCCAUGCUUAUCAUCUCACAGAGGGACUACUUGUUAUGGUACGUGAUGGUACAUGUGGUUGCAAUGCAAUGUUGAGACCUCUCUCUUCACAAUUGAAUUAUUUGUAUUCGCAAA